CCGACUGAGCUUCCGCCGCUGCUCGGAGGAGGGCGCGAUUGCUCGCUGCCGCCUCAGCUCAGAGCGAGUCGGCCCGCUUGGCCCCUCGGUGCGCGCUUCGCACAGAGGUAAAAACGGUCUUCGGCCUCUUUUCGGGCACACCAGCGCGAGGUAUGGCGGGCGAACCACCGUUCCAGAUGCUGCGGGGCCAUCCCUACCAGCGCCUGACCCCUGGCGAAGGAGAAGAGCCGCGUCGCGGGCCAUUCGCCAGCAUGGGCAACUGCUGCUUUGGCUUCAGGGAAAGGCUGAUGCGCCGUCUGAGUCCUCUGCCCACCCUGCUGGUGAUCCGUGCCUUCAUGCCCCAGAAGCGGUGCAAAGAUUACCGCGUGGUGGUGCUCGGCUCUUCCGGCGUGGGCAAGAGCGCGCUGGUGCAGAGAUGGGUGCGCGGCACCUUCCGCGACAACUACCUGCCGACCAUCGAAGACACCUACCGCCAGGUGAUGAGCUGCAACAACAGCGUGGGUGCCCUACACAUCACCGACACCACUGGCAGCCACCGCUACCCUGGCCUGAAGCGCCUGGCCAUUGCCAAGGGCCACGCCUUCAUCCUGGUCUACUCCGUUACCAAGAAGCAGACCCUGGAGGAGCUGAAGGCCUUCUAUGAGCUGAUCCGCGAGAUCAAAGGUACCAACAUGCAGAAGUGCCCGAUCGUGCUGGUGGGUGCCAAAUGCGAUGAGAGCCGCCGCGAGCUGACCAUGAGAGAUGGGGCCAUCUACGCGCUGGAGUGGAAUUGCACCUUCGUGGAGACCUCUGCCAAGACCGACUUCAACAUCAAGGAGCUGUUCUUCAUGCUGCUGAACCACGAGAACAAGCCCGCUGCCUGCCUCCAGCUCCCCCACAAGAAGUCCGCCAAGGCCAACGAGAAGCUGCUGGGCAAAUGCAUUAUCAUGUAAAAUGCCAAUCGAAGGUGCCCAAUCUGUCUCCUUACAGCGUGCUGACAACAAGAACCAAUCCCAGUGUAACCUGUUACCCCUACACGAUUGAUUAUGUGCUGUGAUUUGGAUUGUAACAAUUAGAUGUCAAUAAAUGUUCCCUGUAAAAUAAUAAUAUUUCUUUCUCCCACGUAAAAUAAUCCAAAUGGUUGAAACCUUGACACAGGAGCAGAAAAGAAGGAACCAGAUGCGUCAUAAGAAUAAAGCAUGGACAGAGAGUCUCUAGAGAAAUGUUUUCGAUGGAAAAAGAAGAUGGUGAAAUGAACUGAAAGAUACCACAUCCCUCGUGUAAUCCUAUGAUUGUGUAUUAUGUUUAAACACUUCAAAUCCUGUCAAUCUAAUUGUAUUCUUUCCAACGUGUACUUAAUUGUUAAGAAAUGUGUUUUCCCAACAAAAGCUGUGACAAAUUGCUGUGAAAGGGUAUACUAAAUCAGAAAUCAAUGACUAUUCUAUGGUUUAUCAUGGGAGUGGGGACAGAGAACAUUGUGCAAGUGCAUUGUGCUUACCAAAGAGGUGAUGAUUGCCUUCUGAGUAAUUUAAAAACGUUUGGAUAUCCUACAUAGAUGUAAAAAAAAAAAAAAAGUGUACCAAUUCUGACUUAAUAAAGCUAUUCCUGCAUGAAA
Messenger RNA from Echinops telfairi (small Madagascar hedgehog), 1594 nucleotides. RefSeq names its product DIRAS family GTPase 3 (gene DIRAS3). Gene Ontology annotation, molecular function: GTP binding; GTPase activity. The record is from RefSeq and is a predicted model, not a curated record. Lineage: Eukaryota; Metazoa; Chordata; Mammalia; Afrosoricida; Tenrecidae. The coding region runs from base 153 to 932 and encodes 259 amino acids. The transcript has 2 exons.